Molecule: messenger RNA, 1240 nt
Organism: Populus trichocarpa (black cottonwood)
Lineage: Eukaryota; Viridiplantae; Streptophyta; Magnoliopsida; Malpighiales; Salicaceae
Product: peroxidase 51
Exons: 3
Coding region: 103-1080 (325 amino acids)
Biological process (GO): response to oxidative stress; hydrogen peroxide catabolic process
Molecular function (GO): heme binding; peroxidase activity
Source: RefSeq, a predicted model, not a curated record
UUGCUCUCUCUAUUUCCAUAUGUAUAAAUUAACACAUUUGGCUUUUGGAGUAUUCAUGAGAAAGAGGUGAUUGAUUGUACAGCUAGCUAGGUUGUGGAGGAAAUGGAGAGAGGACGUUGCAUGCUCUUGCUGAUGAUGGUUUUGAUCAUGGACAUAGGUAGGGGAGAGGGACAGCUAGUAGAAGACUUCUACAGCUUUACUUGUCCUAACGUGGAAGCUCUAGUGAAGAAGGCAGUUUCCACAAAGUUUAACCAGACAUUCACUACAAUCCCAGCAACUCUUCGUCUGUUUUUUCAUGAUUGCUUUGUUACGGGUUGUGAUGCUUCAACAAUGGUUUCUUCACCAAAUGGAGACGCAGAGAAGGAUGCUCCAGAUAAUCUCUCUCUGGCAGGGGAUGGAUUUGAUACAGUAGUGAAGGCAAAGCAAAAAGUCGAAGGAGCUUGCCCCGGAGUAGUCUCCUGUGCAGACAUUUUGGCUAUAGCUGCUAGGGAUGUCGUAGUCCUGGCUGGAGGUCCUUCAUUCAAUGUAGAAUUAGGACGUCGUGAUGGCCUGGUUUCAAAAGCAUCACUUGUGAAAGGAAACUUGCCAGAACCUGGCUUCAAUCUUUCUCAACUUAACGCUAUGUUUGCGAGAAACAACCUUAGCCAGAUUGAUAUGAUUGCACUAUCAGGAGCCCACACGCUAGGCUUCUCUCAUUGCAGCCGCUUUGCGAAUCGGCUCUACUCAUUCUCCUCGUCCUCUCCUGUUGACCCUUCUCUAAAUCAAGAUUAUGCCAAGCAGUUGAUGGAUGGAUGUCCUAGAAAUGUAGACCCCAGCAUAGCCAUUAACAUGGACCCUGUAACCCCACAAACCUUUGACAAUGUGUAUUUCCAGAAUUUGGUUAAUGGUAAGGGAUUGUUCACUUCAGAUGAGGUGCUGUUUACGGAUCCAGCUUCCCAGCCAACUGUCAAAGAUUUUGCUAAUAGCUCGAGCGAUUUUAAUGGAGCUUUUGCCACUGCCAUGAGAAAGCUUGGAAGGGUGCGAGUUAAGACAGGUAGCCAAGGAAGUAUCAGGACAGACUGUACAGUCAUUAAUUCAUGAAAACUCAAACAAUUAUUGUUUGAGGUUGCAAGUUACUUGUUUUGAAGCAUUGUUAUCGUUACAAAAACACGUAUAGCAACUGGUCAAGUUACUUUUAAUCACUCUGUUUAACUUCAAAGUUUUAAGGUAAUAAUAAGUGUGAUUUUUAUUUUUAAAAAAA